AUGGUGAAAGACGUGAAUAAUAGAAUAACCUUGAUUUUUGAUGAUUUGGAUUGUGCUUCAAGCAAGAUAGGUGUGGCUGCUAUGUUGAUUGGUUACAUGGACAUAUCCAAGCUUAUGGGUAGUGUAGCACAUGGAGGUAGUAAGUCUCCUGCCUGCUCCAAGUGUGGUAGGAAUCACUCUAGCAUUUGUAGAAAACACUCAGUGGGUUGUUUCAAGCGCGGUCAGACCGGGCAUUUUAUAAGAGAAUGUCCAAAGUGUAACCAAAUCGGUUGCAAUGGAGGCAAUAGAGAUCAGUCUUCAUUAGUUGCUCCACAAGACAGAGUUACAACUAUGGGAGCUAAUUCUGGCACUGGAAGAGGCACAAAACACUUUUAUUCCCUUAAUAAUCUUAAAGAACAAGAGAAUUCACCAGAUGUUGUCAGUGGUAUGAUUCAAGUCUUUGACUUUGCUGUUUAUGCAUUAUUAGACCCAGGGGCGAGUUUAACUUUACUCCCUAUGUUGUUAUGA
Molecule: messenger RNA, 507 nt
Organism: Solanum lycopersicum (tomato)
Lineage: Eukaryota; Viridiplantae; Streptophyta; Magnoliopsida; Solanales; Solanaceae
Source: RefSeq, a predicted model, not a curated record